UGACAAACUUUGGGUUCCCUGUGCUCACUCGUCGUUCAAGCCUGCGCAUGCGCUAUUUCCAGAACAACAAAGAAAUCCAAGAUGGCGGACGAGAGUGAAAAACAGGGCCUGAUUGAUAUCCCGGUUGAUGAUGAUGACGAUGAUGUCAUAGACGAUCUUAUUUUCCAAGAUUUCCAUAAAGAAACUGUCCCACAGAGCACAACUACAACAAGUGGAACAAUAGGAAACGCUGUCCCUAUUGAAUCAUCCUUUCCCCCUCCACCCAAAGCAGCAGAUGAUAGUGAUGAUGAUGGGGAUAAAGUAGAGCUGCUCGGUAGUGAACGAAAGGCUCCACCUUUUUGGACAUUUGAGUACUAUCAGGCAUUCUUUGAUGUUGACACUUAUCAGGUUGGACACAGAAUCCUUGGAUCAAUGGUCCCUGCAUAUAAGAGAAACUUCCUGAUAUCACACAUAAGACCCAACCCAGAUCUAUAUGGACCUUUCUGGGUUUGUGCAACACUGGUGUUUACUACUGCCAUAGCUGGUAAUCUGGCCAGUUACCUGGUCCACACUGGAGACCAUGAGUGGGUCUACGAUUUCCACAAAGUUACUCUAGCUGCUGCAGCUAUCUAUGCAUAUGCAUUCCUGGUGCCGACAGGACUGUGGGGGCUGCUUUUGUGGAGGAAGAGCAAUGCUGGGUACUCCUUCUUGGAAAUCCUUUGUGUCUAUGGAUACUCCCUGUCUAUCUACAUACCUAUAUCGUUUCUGUGGGUGAUACCUGUGGAGUGGCUGAGAUGGAUUUUUGUAUUGAUUGGAAUGGUAUUAUCAGGCUCAGUCCUGUUGUUGACGUUUUGGCCAGCAGUGGAAGAUGAUGACAAAAAGGUGUCACUGGUCAUAAUGCUGCUGAUUUUUCUUCUCCAUGGGCUACUGGCCAUCGGCUUUAAGCUGUACUUUUUCCAUGGACCACCAGAGAGCCCCAUAACUACCACCACUUCUACUUUCGUAACUACUAUUGCAACCACUCUCUCUUCAACCCUUGCUACGACACCAAGACCCAAGUAAUACUUUAAUGUGAGAUGUUUUUUUUUUAUCAGUGUGGAGGCAUUACCCAGAGCCUUGAACAUGGCUAAUAGGUUACUUGAAUCAGAAUCGGGGUUGGAGGGAAUCAAUGGCAAUUAAUAGUGUUGUUACUAGGCCUAUAGCAUUCUAGCGAACUCUCAAUGAAAUGGGAGGUCAAACAUAGAGGAAUGGUGAUGAAUAGAAGGGAGACGAAUAAAGCUACAAAACUUUGCAAUAUUGAAAUACUAUGAAAAGGAUACUUGUAAAUUAUUUAUACCCAUAAGCUACAUUUGGUAGUUAAAACACUGUAUUAAAAUAAAGAGAAUUAAAAAGUCUGAGGUUUCAAGUAA
Nematostella vectensis (starlet sea anemone) is the source of this 1388-nucleotide messenger RNA. Its product is annotated as protein YIPF1. The record is from RefSeq and is a predicted model, not a curated record. The transcript is spliced from 12 exons. Gene Ontology annotation, molecular function: small GTPase binding. The coding region runs from base 82 to 1041 and encodes 319 amino acids. Gene Ontology annotation, cellular component: Golgi apparatus; membrane. Gene Ontology annotation, biological process: vesicle-mediated transport. Lineage: Eukaryota; Metazoa; Cnidaria; Anthozoa; Actiniaria; Edwardsiidae.